This is a messenger RNA of Vicia villosa (hairy vetch), 2031 nucleotides long. RefSeq lists its product as uncharacterized. The transcript has 4 exons. The coding region runs from base 1 to 2031 and encodes 676 amino acids. Lineage: Eukaryota; Viridiplantae; Streptophyta; Magnoliopsida; Fabales; Fabaceae. The record is from RefSeq and is a predicted model, not a curated record.
AUGGCCAAGAUCAAAUGGCUUCAAACUGGGGAUGCAAACACUGCAUUCUUUCAUGCUUCUAUUAAAGCCAGACAAAACUCUAAAGCUCUCACUAUGUUGACUAAAGAUGAUGGUACUAUCUUGACUUCUCAAUCUGCCAUUGAAGAAGUCUUAGCUUUCUAUGGUAACCUCAUGGGGAAAAAAGAGACUCACCUAGAUCAUAUUGACAUUGCUGCCAUGAGAAGGGGAAGCCAGCUUAAUAGGAACCAAAGAGAUUGCCUCCUUGAACCUGUUUCUACAGAAGAAGUCUAUAGAGCUCUCAAAGGUAUUGAUGAUCAGUCUACUCCUGGCCUAGAUGGCUACAAUUCAAAGUUCUUCAAAAGCACUUGGGAUAUCAUUAAGUAUGAUCUUCUUAAUGCUAUUCAAGAGUUUUUUGAUAAAGGGAAACUCUACAAAGCCUUCAAUUGUACCUUAGUUACUCUUGUCCCUAAAAGUCAGUCUGCAAAGAGUGUCAAAGACUUCAGGCCCAUUUCUGUAUGUACUACCUUUUACAAAAUCAUUUCAAGGAUCCUCACAUCCAGGCUAAGUCCUGUCAUUGCUAGUCUUGUCAGCCCAAAUCAAGCUGCCUUCAUACCAGGGCAGCAGAUCCAUAACAAUCUAUUGCUAGCCUAUGAAUUAAUUAAAGGUUACAGUAGAAGUAGGGGGCCUCCUAGAUGCAUGAUUCAAGUUGAUAUGCAAAAAGCAUACGAUAUGAUUGAUUGGAAUGCUUUGGAAACCAUUAUGCAAGAAAUGGGGAUUCCUUGUAAGUUUAUCAACUGGAUCCUUGUUACCCUAACCACUGUCUCUUACAGGUUCAACAUAAAUGGUAAUCUUUCUCAACUUCUCCUAGCAAAAAGAGGUAUUAGGGGUGAUGUGAGCUCUGUUGACUUGCUGCUCAAGGAAUUUCAUAGCUUCCCGGGUUCAACUGGUAUGAAGAUUUUGAAUUUAUCCAUGUUUAAAGAAGGUUCCCUCCCCUUUAGAUACCUAGGGAUGCCUCUUACAAGUAAAAAGCUGUCAGUCACUCAUUACAUGGUUCUUAUUGAUAAGAUAGUUGCUAGAAUCAGUCACUGGUCUUCUAAGCUCCUAACCUAUGCAGGUAGACUUGUGCUUAUCAAAAGCAUAUCUUUUUCUAUGACUAACUAUUGGAUGCUUUGUUUCCCCCUUCCCAAAUCUGUAAUUAGGAAGAUUGAUUCCAUCUGCAGAUCUUUCCUUUGGACUGGCAAAGAUGUUGUGUCCCGCAAGAGCCUAGUUGCUUGGGCUGAGAAUGAUUGCACUAUGUUGAAGCUUUUGUGGAAUCUUUGCAACAAAGCUGAUAGUCUAUGGGUUAAGUGGAUAAAUUCCUAUUAUCUUAAGAGGCAUACGAUUAUGGAGCUGAAGAGUAAGCCGACUCAUUCUUGGAUAAGGCGCGCCAUUUUGAAUCAAAGGGACUGCAUUCAUAAAUACCAAACCAUUUGGGAAGACAUGAACACGAGGCAGAGAUUUAAGUGUAAUGAGUUCUAUAAAGUUUUCCAGGAUUCUCCCCCAGUUUCUUGGAGUCAGCUUCUUUUGUUUAAUCCUGCUUCUCCUCGUGCUGUGUUUAUUUUUUGGCUAGUGUGUCAUAGAAAAAUCCCUACAAAGAGCAGACUGUGUAGAUUUGGAUUGAUUAAUGACAACAAAUGUGGCUUUUGUGAUAAGGAGGAGACUGCAAGUCAUCUGUUUUUCGAGUGUGAUGAAAUCAGGAGCAUUUGGAAUUCAGUUCUUCAUUGGUUGAACAUUCAUCAUUCUCCUAAAAGAUGGGAAGAAGAGAUUGUUUGGAUUCAAAGGCAAGGAAAAGGUAAAGGAUGGAGGGCAAAACUCUUCAGACUUGCCAUUACUGAAACAAUAUAUGGGGCCUGGGUUUACCGAAAUGGCAAUUGUUUUGGCAAGGCCAUGCACAGAGAUAAAGUCUUGGAGCAUAUUAUGGAUAAAAUUGUUUUUAGAAGCUGGGGGUGCAAAGACUUAAAAGGCAACAUUGUGAAUUAUAUGGCUUUUUAA